UUGGUCUCAAUGAAAAUCAGAGCCCGAGCUAAGGCUAAAGUUUUAAUUAAUUAUUUUCUUUUUAUACUUACAGAAAAAGAAAUGGUGGAAUCUAAAAGGACAAGAACCAGAAUACCGACCGCAAGGUUCAGGCAGGCGAUUGAUAAAAUUAAAAAAGAAAGAAGAGAGAGAAUGGCCACCGACAAAGAACAAGAUAUUCCUCAUAGCUCAAAUCAAAAAUCAUCAAUUCCAAGACUAAAAGGCAGUAAAUCCCCACCGCCUUUUUACAAUAAAGAAAUAAAUGCAAUUAAAAAAGAAGAAUAUAUCGUUACUUCAAAGGCGGAUGAAGAAUUCGAUAAGAUCUUUCAAGAAAUGGGACAAACAGACGAUACACCGUCCCUAGAAACUAUAAGUAAUAAAAUAGAAAAUGUCAAUGAACUUGAAAGUACCUUCGAAGAAAUCAUGCAUGCAUAUGAAGGAAAUAAAGAACAGCCCUUAAGUAUAGAUAAAAUAAAACAAUCGAAAAUUCCGCUAUUAAAACGAACAAGUAUACACGAAAUUGAAGUGCCUAACAACCGAGAAAGAGCUACACUCAAAAAGAGCAUUUCUAUUGAUACACCUAUAAUUUCCACUACACAUGAAGAAAAUAACACACAUGUGGGUGAAAAAACAAUUGUUACGUCAGAAGAAAUAAGAAGAACUAACACACAGACGAAAACAACUACUGAAAGGUUUGUAUUACAAAAUGUAAGCUCUUAUACCAAUAACUAUAUGAUUACAAGAAAUUACGAUACCAAUACAGAUAAUAAUGUUAAUAAUGGCGUGGAUACUUUAGCAUUAGCAAGGACAACUGCGAUUUUAAAUGAAAGUGAUUCACAAUAUCAAGGGUCAGCAAAAGAUGAAACUAAAGAAUCAGUUAAGGUCGCAAUUCCUGUGUUUGAUCUUUCCGUGCCUUUUGAUAAAAAUAUUGGAAAUAAAAUAAAUGAAGAGACAAUAACCAGAGUGAACAAGAGUAAAGAAAACUUUGUACCCGAAACAUCUUUGUCUGAAGUCCAAAAAGGACACACUAUGUUAAGAACAAAUGACAUAGAAGAACCAGGGAAGACUUACGAAAUUAAACCUGUAGAAACAAUACUUACAUCAAGCCAUGUGCAAGUCAAUAUAAAUGAAAAAGAAACGAAAAUACAUAACGAAAAUAUUGGAAGCUACAAAAUUGAAUCUGAAGUUAUUCCUAAAAUACAUACAACAUCGACUAACGAAGAAUUAGGUUAUGAAACACAAAAAGAAGUUAGUACAAAAACAAACGAAAAAAGAACAAAAACAAAUUAUAUGACUAAAAAUAUAACCGAACAAAAUUUAGAAAAUUCAAUGGAAGAAGAUAUACCAAUUCUAAGGGGAAAAGUUAAUAGAAUCAUUCGAAGGAUGAGUUCCAACGGUGGCUCAAAACCACACGAAAAGGAUAGCUCUGAAAGCUUACCAAAUAAGAAAACUAUUUUGUCUAAAAUAGCAAUGUUUGAGCACAAUGAACCAAAUGAGCCCUUUCCUAUAUCAAGAAUUCCGAAACUGGAACACAAAAUUUCACUGGGACUGCGAACGCAACGACAAACAAGUCAGGAAGUUAGAAGGCCUAUAAUAGUUAGAGAAGUAUUAAAAGAUUCAAGUGAAUCACGCUCCCCGAAAACUAAUGAAUAUAGUACAUUUAAAUGCACUGAACAAGAAGAAAAUAAAAAUGUUAAAUCUAGCGAUACUUCUAGUCACAAGACACUGAACAACGAUAUAUUAGAAAAUGGGAUUACAGCAAUCGCUACGCUAGAAAGAUAUAAUUACAAACCAGUAAAACGUGUUGUUAAUGAUAUAGAAGAUGCUGCAAAAGAUAGUAUCGCUAUUCAUGCAUUCAAAAGCGAGGUCAAUACAACUGAAGCGUCAAUAGGAAAUGAAACAGAUAAUUCUAGUUUGAAUAAUUCUAAGCAAACAAUCAUAAAAAAUAACAUUUUUGAGUUGAAAGACGAUUCUCGAUUUGAUAUCAUACAAACGAACAACAAUAUCAAAAAUGUUACUGAAAUUUUAAACAGCGACGCAUUAAAUAAUUUACAUAAUGAUUUUAACUCUAGCCUUGAAUUAGAAAGCACUAAAACUACUUAUAAAUAUGAAACUUGUAACUUGAGUGAAAAAUCUGACAAGAAAAUAACAAAAGUAAAUACAGAUUAUGUUUUUAAUUUCACACCCGUGGGGAAGACUUUAGAUGAAAUAUUGACUAGACACAAUAAUACUAUUGUUAAUAUAGUAGAAGAAAAACGUAAAACUUUUGAUGCGCUUGUAGAUCUUAGCUCUGUAAAUAAAGAUCAGUCAGAGGAAAAAAUUGCGACACAGCAAUAUAAUGAAGUGAUUACACAGAAAAUAGAAGAAAGAAAUAAAAUGGAGCACAAAAUCAAGGAAUUUAGUAGCAGGGAAGAAGAUGAUAUAAGGAGAACUACGUCAGUCGCAGAACUUGAUUUUGGAAAUGUAAUCAAAGGGAAAGUCCAUAAAAUGAUCAUGAGAAUAAAAUCAAUAGAGAGAGCAGAACAUGGUAAAAGACAGAUUAUUAUUAGUGAAACAGAACGACCGCGGAAGAGUUCAGUAUCGGAGAAGAUUGCUUUGUUUGAGGGUAAGCUGUCGCCAUCUAGACCGGAGAAGACAACAGAUCUCCGGAAGAAGGUGAAUAAGACAGAUGUCCUCAACAGUCAAAUGGACGAGGAGGCGUACAGAAAGAAGAUCGGUGAACUGCUCAACGCUAAGACAAACUACGGAGCAAUAAACGCAACUUACCAUGAACUACGCGACGGUUCAAGUAUGCCUGUAAUUGCUUUAGGAACCGCACUGUUGGACAAACGUUUGAUCAAGCACGUUGUAGAAGCGGCUAUCGACCUGGGCUACCGCGCGUUCGAUACCGCCUACAUUUAUGGAAACGAGCGGGAGGUCGGAGAAGCGAUUAAAAAAAAGAUCGAGGAUGGGAGCGUGAAACGAGAGGACCUCUUCAUCAUUUCCAAGUUGUGGAGCACCUUCCACCGGCGUGACUUGGUGGAGGAGGCAUGCAGGAACUCACUGCAGACCAUGGGCCUGGCCUACUUCGACCUCUUCCUCAUACACAAUCCUAUGUCUCUCAAGGAAGGCAAGGACCCCAUACCUAAAAUCGCAAACGUUCUUCAAUUCUCCGAGCACGACUACAUGGACGCGUGGUACGGCAUCGAGGACCUGAUCAGCAAGGGUCUGGUGAGAAGGGGCGGCGUCAGCAAUUUCAACUCGGAACAAGUGCAUCGGGUGAUAGAGAAGGGACAGUUAAAGCCGGUUAUCAAUCAGGUGGAAUGUCAACCAUACCUAAGCCAAGAUAGACUGGCAGGCUUUUGCGACGCCUACGGGAUCAAGCUCAACUGCUUCGGUGUGCUGGGCUCCAAAGGCACGCCUGCAGAGUUGAAGAGCGGGCUAUCUCCUGUCAUUGAUGAUCCCCUGGUACUUGUUAUGGCUGCCGGGCUUGGUAUCACACCAGCUCAGCUCUUAGUGGCGUACCAGUUGCACCAGGGACGCAGCGUGGUGGUGAAGUGCUCCAGCGCGGCGCACCUGCACGACAGCCUGGCCGCCCAGCGCGUGCAGCUCGACACCACCCAUAUCAUUGCACUGAAUGCACUCAACAGGAACAAGCGAACAUUUACCUUCAAGGGAUUGGGAGAAACUCACAAGAAUUAUCCUUUCAAUAUUGCUUUUUAA
This is a messenger RNA of Parnassius mnemosyne (clouded apollo), 3720 nucleotides long. The record is from the annotation of a GenBank genome assembly. NCBI's taxonomy places the organism in Eukaryota, Metazoa, Arthropoda, Insecta, Lepidoptera, Papilionidae.